Messenger RNA from Zophobas morio, 2101 nucleotides. RefSeq names its product mucolipin-3-like. Gene Ontology annotation, molecular function: NAADP-sensitive calcium-release channel activity. NCBI's taxonomy places the organism in Eukaryota, Metazoa, Arthropoda, Insecta, Coleoptera, Tenebrionidae. Bases 129 to 1940 code for a protein of 603 amino acids. The transcript has a single exon. The record is from RefSeq and is a predicted model, not a curated record. Gene Ontology annotation, cellular component: plasma membrane; lysosomal membrane.
CGACCCCAGCGCGCAUGCGUACGUCGCAGACAAAAGGCUUUUCAAAUGUCAAUGUCAAGUGUUAACAAUUAGGUUAAAUCUCAGUCCACUUUCGUUUUAUCAGUCGCAUGCCGCGAAAAUAAUCAAAAAUGGAGAACAUGGAGGGCCAUUCCCCAGAAUGCCACAUCUCCGUGUGUGCCAGCGACGACGAGCGCUGCGCCAUCGCCCACCAGCCCUCCUGUCAAGGCUCCAGAGGCCUCCUCACCGAGGAGAAAAUGCGCCGCAAACUACAAUUCUUCUUCAUGAACCCCAUCGAGAAGUGGCAAGCCAAGAAACGCUUCCCGUACAAGUUCACAGUGCAGUUGAUCAAGAUCAUACUAGUGACAAUCCAGCUUUGUUUGUUUGCCUACAACCGAUACAACCACGUGAACUACACCUGGGACAACCGGAUCUCGUUCUCGCAUUUGUUUCUCCGAGGAUGGGACGCCAGCAGGGAGGUGAGCGCGUAUCCUCCCGGAGUGGGGCCUCUGGCCGUCUACAAAGUGGAAGAAUUCUACGAGACCAUCAACUACGCAUAUAACAAUUACGCCAAUUUAAGCCAAGCUGUGGGUUCGUAUUCAUACGCAAAUGAAGACAAUACGAUGACUGACAUGGUGAUGUGUUUGUCCCAGUACAAAAAGGGGAUCAUUUUCGGCUUUAACGAGUCGUACGUGUUCGAUUCCGAAAUCGUGGAAACGUGUUUGAACAUCUCGCGCAACGCCACGAAAUCCCCAGAGCAUUUACUCAAUUCCAGACAGUAUUUGGAAAAUCUAGAAAUCAACUUCUCCGCUUUAGUCCAAGCUAGUCUUAAGUUUUCCCUUAAAACUGUUAAUUUUAAAACCGCAGGUCGAAUCUCGCCCCCGAAUUGUUACCGCUUUGACAUUAGUAUUAAUUUUGAUAACGAAGACCACGACGGGCAGAUGUUGUUAUGGUUGGAUGCUCAACCAGUGCGAUUGAUGUGUAAAGGGGACGUCAAGUACGUCACCGAUGACGAAAUCGAUUCACUCUUACAAAGCGUUCUCAACUAUUUCGUUAUAAUCAUCUGCAUAAUGUCGUUCGUUUUGUGUAGUAGGGCUGUCUGGCGGGCCCAGCAGCUCAAAAACGUCACCAACACGUUCUUCAUCGCGAAUUUCGGCCGGCCUUUGAGUCAACACGACAGGAACAAAUUUUUAAAUUUGUGGUACAUAAUGAUUAUAAUUAACGACGUUUUGAUCAUGAUUGGGUCAUCGAUCAAAGAACAAAUCGAACGUGAGGAAUUCACAAGCGACCAAUGGAAUGUCUGUAGUCUGUUUUUGGGUUUAGGUAAUAUGUUGGUGUGGUUUGGGGUUCUUAGAUACCUAACUUUUUUCAAAAACUACAACGUUGUGAUAUUAACUCUAGAAAAGGCGGCUCCACAAGUAGCGAGGUUUCUACUUUGUGCUCUACUUAUUUAUGCAGGUUUUACUUUCUCUGGUUGGCUGAUUUUGGGGCCUUACCACUUGAAGUUCCGCUCUCUGUCGACUACUUCAGAGUGUCUGUUUUCGUUAAUCAACGGUGACGACAUGUUUGCCACUUUCUCGAUAAUGUCCAGUAAAUCGACCAUGUUGUGGUGGUUCAGUAAAAUCUACCUGUAUACCUUCAUCAGUUUGUACAUUUACAUAAUUCUAAGUUUAUUUAUUUCUGUGAUAAUGGACGCCUAUGAUACCAUUAAGGUGUACUACACUGAGGGUUUCCCUCGUAGCGAUUUGCAGAUUUUUAUCGGUGAUACCAACUUCGAGGAUGUUUCUAGUGGGAUUUUUCGGACUGCCUCUAACGACAGUCUAGGGGGGAUAAUGAAGGAUUUAUGUUGUUGCACCUGUAGUAAAUUGCACAAGUCGUAUUCAACGUUGUCCCAUGGCAGUUUGGCCGCUGAAUGUUCCAGGAGGGGGUCCAUUCCGGUUUAAGAGUCGGUAAUAAUUAACGUUUUAUAUAUAUUUUAUUUGUAUAGAGACCAAACUUUUGUACAGGAAACAUACAUAAAUAUACAUAUGACUAGAUAUAAAAUGUUCACAUGUUGUUAAGCUUUAAAUGUACCUAAGUGUCUCAAUAAAUCUUUUAUGUUAAA